AUGCACCUCCUUUUUCUCCUUCUUUCAACCUUUCUUCUAGUCGAUUCUCUCGACAAUAUCUUGCUGCCGUUCGAAAGAUUCCAAUAUGAUUUGGAACAGUUCACCCCGGUGGUCAGCCAGGAAGUCGAAUUCGCAGAGCUCUCUGGGCUCACUGACGAUCAGGCGUUCGAGCAGUUAAAAUCAUUCUUCCCGACCCUCCAAUUGAGAAUUCAGCAACUCAGAAAUGUGAGUUACAAAGAAGCCAUUUCCUUUUUUUUUCAUCGCACUUCCAUCUUUUCAGUUGGGCGUGCAGGCGGAUGAAAAUCGCCGGAAGUACAAAGAGUUGGCGGAUGAGAUGUGCGGACAGGGACACAAUUUCGGAUAUCUGAAAGUUGAUCACAAACUGAGAAACAUUUUGGAAGUGAUCACGUCGCAGAAAGUCACUGUUAAAGUACGUAACUGGUAAUUUCUCUGACCACAGAUAUUCUUUAGAACAAUCUGAAAAUGCUGACCGCGAUACGGGACGAUCUCAUCGAUUGGGGAAGGUCUUCGAAGGCGCCGUGUCGCAGACAAUUAUGA
Molecule: messenger RNA, 558 nt
Organism: Caenorhabditis sp. 36 PRJEB53466
Lineage: Eukaryota; Metazoa; Nematoda; Chromadorea; Rhabditida; Rhabditidae
Source: the annotation of a GenBank genome assembly